AUGUCAACUACAACCACUGCAGCGUCAGCCUCGGCCAGCUGCGGCAAGGGGCUCUUCAACGCUGGCUGUGGUGCUGCAUUGAACACUGUCGGUCAAGACUGGGUUGCCGAACGUGAACGAGUGCCAGCGCCUCCGCAAGGCUUGUGGCAAUGGACUGUACCCCUCUUCCGUACACCUAAUCAGACUUUCAUUGAGAAAUGUGGUCUUGAUGCUUAUUUCUUCCUGCGCUUCUUGCGCAUGCUGCUAAAGAUAUUCAUCCCCCUCUCGGUCGUCAUUCUUCCUAUACUCUUGCCCAUCAACAAACUCAGUUGCUCGGAUUGUACAGUAGGCCCUGACCAACUGGGUUGGAGAAAUAUUCCCGCUGCCCACUCUCAACGCACAUGGGCUCAUCUUGUCCUGGCUGUUCUCACCAUCUGCUGGGUUUUAUAUGUCAUCGUCACCGAACUCCGUGGCUACAUCCGCAUUCGACAGGCCUACCUCGCUUCUCCACAACACCGCAUUCGCGCUUCGGCUACCACUGUGCUUGUCAGCGGCAUUCCUAGAAAGUGGCUGACUGUCGAUGCACUGAAUGGCUUGUACGAUGUCUUCCCUGGAGGUAUUCGCAACAUCUGGAUCAACAGAAACUUCGACGAUCUUGCCGACAAGGUUUCGGAUCGCGACAAGAUCGCCCGGAACCUCGAAGAAGCAGAGACCAAUCUGAUCCAAAAAUGCGUCAAGAAGCACAAGAAAAUGGAGGCCAAGAAAGCUAAAGAGCAAGGAAAAACAAAAACUAAGGAAGAAAAGGAACAAGAUAGGGCUAGAGCUGAUGAACAAGCCGAGCGUAUCGCCCAAGGCAAUGGUGUCAGUUCUGGAGACCCUCAUCAGGUGCCGCACAAUCUGCAGGAGGUUCUUGAAGAGAUCGAGGAAGACGAGCACAGACAUGACAAACACAGAAGCUCGUCUCCUGAACGCUUGCGAGACAGGCUUGGUCAGGGAUUCGGUGCUGUUGGUCAUGGAUUUGGUGCAAUCGGUAACUUCGGUCGCAAGGUGGUCGGCGAAGUUGCUGACGAUGUCAACCGUGUCAUUCGCAACGUUAAUGAUUCGGUAGAUCAGGCCAACAACAUGACAGGCUUCUACGCAGACAUUGAUGAUAUUAACAAGCCUGCCCCUGCCGAAAGACUUGCAUUUGAUGCAUCGGUACCGGCACCUGGGCCCGCACCUGCUCCAGCGCCCAUGUCUGCUCCCAUACCUUCUGCUGCUCGAGUAUCUCUUGAUCCUCCGGAAGUCGAAAGAGAGAGUCACCGAUCCGAAAGCAACAAGUUCGAGCCUGCAGUCCCAACCGGGCUCAGAAGACCCGAGGACGUUGCAGUCCUAGAUCGUGUCGAACCUCCAGAAACCAGUCGUUCCGAUCAGAGCGAGCCUUCCUCAACAAAUACUCAGACUAAGAGCCAGGAGACAUGGACAGUCAGUCCAAAGUCUGGCAUCAGAGGAUCAACCACGUCUGACGAGGACAAAGCCACUAAGCCCAGAGGUGCGCCUAGAAGAGCGUGGGAUGCCUUGAUAAAACAGGUGCAGGCAACUCCCUUGCCUAUUCCAAGCCCUCAACCUCACGCCGUGGAAGAAGACGAAUAUCCUCUGCAUACUAUCGGACAGCCUCAGAACCCCGACCUCAACAAGAACGCCGCCCAAGGAGUUUCAAAGAGCAAAUGGGCUAACAAAUUCGGUUGGAUUAUGUUCUGGAAGAAAAAUGAUAAUGAAGAGAAGCCUGUCUAUCCAGAAGCUUUCAACCAGGAGCUUGCCGACGCUGAGGAAACUGAGGCCCUGUGGACGCUCUAUAUCGAUCCCAAGGAUCGUGAUACUCUUCGUGAACCGAUAUUCAACCUGUCGUGGUGGCCUCGCUUACCUCUGAUGGGUAAAAAGAUUGACAAGAUCUAUUAUCUUCGCAAAGAGCUUGCCCGGCUGAAUGUCGAAAUCGAAGAGGAUCAGCAAGAUGUGGAACGAUUCCCCUUCAUGAACUCAGCUUUCAUUCAGUUCAACCACCAAGUUGCCGCUCAUAUGGCUUGUCAGUCCGUCAGUCACCACAUGCCGCAACACAUGACACCUCGCCUGGUAGAAAUCUCGCCUACUGAUGUCUUGUGGGACAACAUGUCUAUGAAAUGGUGGGAGCGCUAUCUGCGGAGCGGCAUCAUCUUCGCUGCUGUAGUUGGUAUGCUGUUCCUCUGGGCGCCUGUGGUUGUUGUAUCUGGGUUCCUGUCAACCCUCAACACCCUGGAGACUAUCUCGUGGUUGUCAUGGAUUCGCAAGCUACCACCCAAAGCUGUAGACUUGGUCCAGGGUGUUCUGCCUCCAAUCUUCCUGAGUAUUGUACUUGCGUUGGUUCCUAUCAUACUUCGACUUUUGGUCAAGCAGUCAGGAGUUGCUACAGGUAAUGGCAGAGAAAUGGGUGUUCAGAUCUACUAUUUCGCAUUUCUGUUCAUCCAGGUCUUCCUCAUUGUGACCUUGUCAUCUGGAUUACCCGCGUUCUUCAAGGAGGUUGCGACUGAGACUUCGAAGAUUCCACAGACUCUCGCGUCAAACUUGCCAAGAGCCUCAAACUACUUCUUCUCUUAUCUGACUGUCCAGGCCCUCAACAACAGCGCAGGUGCACUGCUACAGGUUGCUGGUUUGUUGCAGUGGUUUCUGUGGGCUCCCAUCGUAGACACUACAGCCCGCCAGAAGUGGAAGAGGCAGACCAGUCUGAACAUAGUGAAGUGGGGAUCGUUCUUUCCCCCAUUCACAAAUUUCGCAGUCAUUGGCAUCAUCUUUUCGAUCAUCGCACCUCUGAUCAUGGUGUUCAAUCUCGUUGUAUUCUGCGUUUAUUGGAUCACACAGCGAUACAAUACGCUCUACGUCUACCAAUACCGUCAUGACACAGGAGGUCUACUGUUUCCCAGAGCCAUCAACCAAUUGUUUGUUGGGCUUUAUGUCAUGGAGAUCGCUAUGAUUGGUCUAUUCUUUGCUUUCCCGGGAAAAGACAAGUGUACAGCCCAGGCCAUAAUCAUGAUUGUCAUGCUUGUGGGCACCGCCAUCUUCCAAUGGGUUCUGAAUGAUGCAUUUGCACCAUUGUUCCGAUACUUGCCAAUCACACUGGAAGACGAUGCUGUCAUUCGCGACGAAGAGUUCGCUCGUGCUCAACGUCUCAAAUGGGAGAGUUUGGCUGACCAAGAAGGAGAGCACGAGCGACUACAGAACGAUCUCGAAACCACAAUGGAAGAACGCGAGAGAAAAGAAGCCGAAGAAGAGGAGAGGGCACUUGCCGAGGAGCGUAGAAUGAUUCAUGAGCACAGACGUACCAGCACUCGCAUGUCAAGCUAUGGUUCUGGUGUUCACUCUGAGCGUCCUACACCCGCUAUUAUGGACACUAAGCCUGCGAAUAAUAACAGCGGUGACCGCUGGAGAAAAGUCAAGCAGGUCAGUGAACCUGUUCGCCACUUGCGCAGGAUUGCACGACCACACGCGCAUGGUUUCGACGGCAUUAGACCCACUGCCACAGACGUGGACCCUCAGACCGCCAAGGUAGACAUGGAGGCCCAGAGGCAGGUUGGUGAUGUGCUCUUUGGUGGUUUCAGCGACGAACUGGAAGACUUGACGCCUGAAGAGCGCGACACACUUAUCCGCUAUUCAUUCCAACACUCUGCGCUCCGCGCCCGUAGGCCAGUCGUUUGGAUUCCGCGUGACAAUCUUGGAAUAUCGGACGACGAGAUCGAGAGAACCAAGCGCAUGAGCACUGUCGAUGAUAUACACCCAGAGACUGAGAAGAGGACUCCGAAGGCCAAUAUCUGGAUCAGCAAUGAAGGAACUGCGCUGAACGCAAAAGGCAAGGUUGUAUUUAGGAAAAGCCCGCCUGAUUUUGCUAAUGUAGAUCUUAUUGCUCUCUAG
Messenger RNA from Aureobasidium musti, 3897 nucleotides. NCBI's taxonomy places the organism in Eukaryota, Fungi, Ascomycota, Dothideomycetes, Dothideales, Saccotheciaceae. The record is from the annotation of a GenBank genome assembly.